AUGUAUUUGGCUGUGGGCAAGACAACUGCACGCGAGGUUUGGACGUCGAUUGAGAAGGCACUCGGCUCCUCCACGAGAGUCCGGUGUCUCAAUCUCCUCGGGCAGUUUCAAGCCCUCCGGCAAGGGGACAGCAUGCCAUCGGAGUACCUAGGACGUGCCCAGCUGUUGGUGGAGGAUUUUGCUCUUACCGGCCGCCCCAUGACGUUGGAUGAAUUAAAUCUCUACGUUUUUCGGGGACUACGGUCGGAGUUCCGUGCCAUGGCGGCCACUCUUGCCGUCUCAGGUAAUCCAGUUUCCAUCCCUCAGCUAGCCGACUACCUGCAGGCUCAAGCGUUCAUUCACUCCGACGAGUUCCCGUCAGGGGCAUCUACAGUGCCGAGUGGCUUUUCGUCGGCAAUGUAUGUGGGACGUGGCCGGCGACAGCAUGGUGAUGGUGGAUCCGGGGCUGGGAGACAGCAGUGCGGUGGUCAGAGUCGUGGCAACCAUCGUGGACGCGGUGGCCAUGGCCGUGGCCGAGGAGGAGCGCCGAGGUGCCAGAUUAGGCGAUCGCAAGGGCAUACUGCCGUUUACUACUACCGUCGGUAUUCGGACGCACCGUCGACACAGGUUAACGUUGCGGUCACUAGUGAUGGGAGCUCCACGCUGGACGUCAGCUCGUGGUUCCCGGAAACCGAGGCCUCGUUGCACGCCACACCGGAUGCCGGGGCGAUGACGCAAAUCGAGGAUUACAGCGAUGGUGAUGUUCUCCGCGUGGGUAAUGGCACAGGUUUGGGAAUUUCUGGUAUAGGUCAUGCGUUACUUCCGUCUGUUUCAAAAUCCCCGCGUUUAUCUAAUGUUUUGCAUGUCCCUGAAUUGUCAGUAUCAUUAUUAACUGUAAACCGUUUUGCUAAAGAUAAUAACUGUUAUUUUGAGUUUCACCCGUCAUUCUUUGUUGUGAAGGAUUGCAAAACCAAGGAUGUGCUCCUUAAAGGGCCUAGUUCAGGGGGUCUCUAUACACUAUCUGUACCGAGUCGUCCUGAAAAAGCUCAAAGAGUUGAAAUCAAUGAGAAGUUUGAUAUUCAAGCAUUAGAACGUGAUCCGGGAUUGCGACUACCAAUAUGGAAGUGUCCCAUUGAGAAGCGUGAUGAAGUUAGGAGAGCUUAUAUCAAGAAUAUUCUCCUAGUAAAGAUGCAGCAUUUUGUCUACCAUGUUAUUUGUUUCAAUGUUUCAUACUCAAGAUGGGCCUUCUGGAUUGGAUGCUUUUACUAUCAAUGGGUUUAG
Molecule: messenger RNA, 1260 nt
Organism: Ipomoea nil (Japanese morning glory)
Lineage: Eukaryota; Viridiplantae; Streptophyta; Magnoliopsida; Solanales; Convolvulaceae
Exons: 3
Coding region: 1-1260 (419 amino acids)
Source: RefSeq, a predicted model, not a curated record